AUGGAUGUUUAUGAAUAUGAAAAGGUCGAAAAAGUGAUGGUUCAAUGAGACUCAACCCACAAAGCCAUGGCAGACCUGAGUGGCACCGGCGUGUUAUCCUUCCACUGCCACGAGCGGGAGGUCUUCGCUGCUCUGUUAAACCAGCCUCACGCAGUGCCCUCCACUCCAAGAGCCAGGGGACCUACAGCCUUCGCUGAAGUCUCAUGGCUCACUCGAGGCUUGAAACGGGCAGGCCAGAAACUAGCCACAUCAGGCCAGACUCGGCAGGUUAAGUCCACGUUCCAUUACUUAAUGCCCCCACUUGGGUCAUAGGCUUGCGUUACCAAACCCGGCAGGCACACAACCUUCCCACGCUUUUUUAAAGCUUUAAAUCAAUAUAUUUCUUUUCU
This is a messenger RNA of Rubroshorea leprosula, 389 nucleotides long. Lineage: Eukaryota; Viridiplantae; Streptophyta; Magnoliopsida; Malvales; Dipterocarpaceae. The record is from the annotation of a GenBank genome assembly.